GAGUCUGUGCAAGCAGGGUUUGCCCAGAAUGAUCGCGAGCUUCGCCGUAAGAAUGAGAAGGAGCCGGCAGGGACAGUGGAUGCAGGCAGUGACAGCAGCUCUGAGGGAGAGGACGCUGAAGCCUAUAAAAAGCUGUACAACAGGAUGGAAGCCAAGUUGCGGCGAAUGUGCACGGUAAAGCAAACAGGCAAGUGCGAUGCCGACAAAAGCCUCUUGAAGCAGUGGAAAGAGAAAGGCCACAGCAGAACGCAGCUGGUCAAGCUGAUGAUUGAAGCAGAUGGAGCUCUUCAACCACAAGCUCAAGCUUUACCGCAAGACCGAACAAUUCCGGAACUGUUCGACGAAAGGUCCAAGGUGAAGAAGAUUGUCAAGUACUGCGAAGAACAUGGACUGACACGGACAAACAAGUACGACACGACCGAAACCGAGUACUGGGUUGACUACAGGACAGAGGGUGUGAGGGGUGUCAACGAGGUUGACGGCAUGGAAGAGACGGGCACUGGGCUCACCGACGGCUUCGUGGCACCGGAGCUGGACGAGUGCCCCAUGCCUUCGAAUCCUCAGCCAGAGGAUCUUCCGCUUGGGCUUCACAUGGAGCAGGGCAAGAAGGCCGAGCUUCUGUCGUGA
This is a messenger RNA of Symbiodinium sp. CCMP2456, 627 nucleotides long. Lineage: Eukaryota; Dinophyceae; Suessiales; Symbiodiniaceae. The record is from the annotation of a GenBank genome assembly.